GACAAGACUCUGAAAGGGACGGUGUAUCGCAUCAGCGGCGCCGUUCCGGCGAGCAACUACCUCCAGCUCCCGAAGACGAGCACGCAGUCGCUGGGUCUCACUGGACGCUACCUCUACCUCCUUUUCAAACCUGCACCGGCAAAAUAUUUUGUGGUGCACCUGGAUGUUGUCACAGAGGACAAUCAAGUCGUCCGCAUCUCCUUUUCUAACCUCUUUAAGGAAUUCAAGUCAACCGCCACGUGGCUCCAGUUCCCGUUUAUUUGUGAGGCGGCCAAGGGAUCCGUCUACGAGCGCACAGCCAGGACUUCCAAGCGAGAUCUGGUGGGCCUGGCUCCCAGCCACGUACGGUGGACCUGCUUGAUGCUUGACCUCCGCUACAUCCUCUCCCUGUACCUGAACAGAAAAUAUAGCCACCUGAAGAGUGUGAAGCUGUGCGCCAACCUUCUGGUGAAAAACCUCUUCACCAGUGACUUGCUGUUCGAUCCAG
Messenger RNA from Pogona vitticeps (central bearded dragon), 487 nucleotides. The record is from RefSeq and is a predicted model, not a curated record. Lineage: Eukaryota; Metazoa; Chordata; Lepidosauria; Squamata; Agamidae.